AUGUCCUUCUUGGACUUUAACGCCUCCGAUUGUAGUUGUCAGUUGGUGCAGUGUGCAACAAGUUCCUGUCUCCAACGCCAGGAGGAAAAUGACUUUGCAGUGCAAAUGUUUCGUUUGAGCUUGCAAAGUCGAGGUCCCUUCCGUUGUUUCGUCUCCGCCCAGCAUGACGAUGAGGCGUUAAUGUACAAAGUCUACCAACUUUCCACCAUAUUCAAUGCUCUCUUCUGGCCUCUCACUGCCUUCUUCUUCUCCCUCAUUCUCAUUGCCAUUCUUUACGCCAUUGAUCGGUGCAAAGUGUGGAAUGCUGACGCUCUCCUCAUCACCUAA
Hydatigera taeniaeformis is the source of this 327-nucleotide messenger RNA. Lineage: Eukaryota; Metazoa; Platyhelminthes; Cestoda; Cyclophyllidea; Taeniidae. The record is from the annotation of a GenBank genome assembly.